Salvia splendens (bonfire salvia) is the source of this 879-nucleotide messenger RNA. Its product is annotated as mediator of RNA polymerase II transcription subunit 7a. The transcript is spliced from 6 exons. Bases 149 to 664 code for a protein of 171 amino acids. Gene Ontology annotation, cellular component: mediator complex; core mediator complex. The record is from RefSeq and is a predicted model, not a curated record. NCBI's taxonomy places the organism in Eukaryota, Viridiplantae, Streptophyta, Magnoliopsida, Lamiales, Lamiaceae. Gene Ontology annotation, biological process: regulation of transcription by RNA polymerase II. Gene Ontology annotation, molecular function: transcription coregulator activity.
GUCGAAAUCUGAGGCUUCUGUUGAAGUCCCAGUUGAGAAAAUUGGAGUUUGAAGCUUCCCAUUACAGCAUGCUCAGACCCUCAAUUGGAGAAUUGAGUGAAUUAGGGCACAAUUCAUUUUUGGAAACCUUUACCUCUCAGUUUUAUCGAUGGCGAUGGCGACGGCGACUUAUCCACCGCCGCCGCCGUAUUACAGGCUCUACAAAAACUACUCCGACGACCCCGAUUCCUGCCCCGCACAGAAGCCUCCUAUUCAAGGCCCUUACUUCCUCUACGGCGCCAGCUACACGACGGAUGAUGUCCUUCCCGGUCUAGAAGAACAGGGUGUUCGUCAAUUGUACCCUAAAGGGGAUAUUGAUUUCAAGAAAGAGGUCAGGUCUCUUAACAGGGAACUGCAGUUGAAUAUUUUGGAGCUUGCUGAUGUUCUUGUAGAGCAUCCAUCGCAGUACGCUAGGAGAGUAGAAGACAUCUCUUUAAUUUUCAAGAAUUUAUAUCACCUUCUGAAUUCUCUGCGUCCGCACCGGGCUAGAGCAACAUUGAUACAUAUUAUGGAACUCCAGAUACAGCGGCAUAAACAAGCUGUGGAAGACAUUAAAAGUGACAGGAGAAGAGAAGAAGCACAAAGGCUUCUCACAGAGGCGCUUGGAACUCUCGAUGGACAAUGAAGAAAACUCAUAGGCUUCACGAUGAAAUAUGCUGAAAGCUUAUAAACUUUAUUUAGUGCAUCCGUGCACAAAUAAACUAGUGUAACUAGAGAUGUCAAUUUAGCCCGCAACCCGUGGGUUGGCCCGAAUAGCCCGCCAAAUUUAUAGGGUUAGGAUUGAAAAUUUCCAGCCCGAUAAAAUUACAGCCCGAUUAGCCCGCACCCGAUUAACCCUCA